AUGCACUCGACUGAUAGCAUUUUCACUGCAGCACCUCUCAAUAAAAAAUCAAACCACAAUGUCGUGGCAAUUAUAGAAACUGACGAAAAUUUUGUAAAUUCAUCUGAGACCCUUGAACUAAUUAAUAUCUCAAAUUCUGAAAUGCAAUCGACUCAUGGCAUUUUCACUGCUGUGCCUCUCAAUCAACCCAAUGGAAAUACUAAUAGUACCGAAGAAUUUACCAUUUUAAGCUGCAACUCGUAUAACGAUGAGAUUGUUUUAAAUAAUGAUAUUCUUUUUUCAUUGAACUCAUCUAGUGCUACUACUGCUUUAGUUUCUACAACUGAUGAAGAAUUUAAUAAUUCAAAUAUCGAAUUCGAUGGAAUAUUAUUGUAUAAUAAUACCGAAGAUGCAGUAGGCAAUCCACCAGCUACAAUAUUGCAAACUAAUGAGCUAGAUACUGAUUACCCUCUAAUUACAGUUGUUGCCAUGGAAGAACCAACAGAAGACAUUGUUGAUGCAGAAGGUACUACUACAGUGGAGAGUCAAGGUGGUGACAGAAUUUGUGUAGAAUUACCUGAAGAAGUUCUCGAUAUAGAAAGUCCAACCAAGAAAAAAAAACUGCUGUCUUUUCCAAAUAUAAGCUUCCAUCACUCACGUUCUGAUACAUGUGGCACUUGUGAUCUUCUACAUAAUAAAACAAAAAGUGAACCUAAUAAUAAAGAAGCUAAAGUUAAACUGGACGUCCAUCAUCGCAAGGCUGAAAAGGCAAGAGAAGUAAUGAAGAUGGAUCAUGAAAAAUCACAACAUCCUACCAGUGAAACUAGCACGAUUGCUAUAGAUCUAGAGCAAGUUCUUUCGCUUCCUGCUCUGACACAUGAUGGCAGUCUCACUCAAGAGGAUCCCGAGGACGAACCAGUGACAGAAAUCUUGCCAGAGAUUGUAGAGAUAGAGGAGCCUCAGCCUCAAGCUGUGGCUGGACAAAUAACUGAAGAAAUACACAAAAAGACGGGCACUAAGAGAAAGCCAUCUAAAUCCAUGCAGUAUGAACAACUACCCAUCUCAUUCGAUAAUCAACAGCCUCCUACAGAUAAUUUUCAGUCACCCCAACUUAUUUGUGAAGAUCUUGAACAAGCAUGUUCUUCCAAAAAUAAUGACUAUUUGUCAGUUGUUGCAGGACCUUCAACCUCAGAUAAUCAUGAUCACCCAUUGGAUUACAGCUCAGAUGAUUCUCUCAAAGAUCCUAACUUCACUGUUGAUGAAAAAGACAUCUCAGAUUCUUCAGAUAGUGACAUUCCCUUAGCCGUGAUGAGAAAUUAUAUCCCGAAAAUUCAAAAAACCAAAACAAGUGAUGAAUAUACCGAAAAGGGUGAAGAUAGGAAACGGAAACGUUUCGAAAAAUCGCUAGCAGAACGGAAGAAAAUAAAACUACAAGAAAGAAUCAUGAAGUAUACGAUAAUACCUAGCUUGAGCUUUGCUUAUAUGAUGAGUGAUACUGAAAGAAGCGUGUGGUCGAGAGACCUUUUGUCUUUCAAAAACUUCCAUUUUGGGAUCGCUGAAGCCUUCUUCAAAAAGCAAUCAUGGACGAAUAGGCAACGUGAUCGUGGCUAUCGAUUUUUUGCUGAAGGGUAUAUCCAGGAAGUUUUCACAAAUAAAAGUGAGUGCAUCAUCAAAGCAAAGUGUUUCAGAAGCCAAAAAAAAAAUGAAAUCCCUCAUAGACUUCAUUCACCAUCAAUAGAUGUUAUGAUUGAAGGUCACUGUACAUGUGAAGCUGGAAACUCACAAUCCUGCAAUCACCUCGUUGGACUGGCAUACUACCUUCAACAUUUGAUUUUAAAUGGGCUUAAGCAAGUUCCUGGAACUGCCUCAUGCACCUCAAUCCCGAUGGAGUGGAAUAAACCAAGAGGAACAAAAAUUCUGCCAGAACAAAUUCCCAAUAGUGUAUUCAUUGAUUCAACCAACAUCGAAAGGAAAAAAGCACCUGUAGUUUGUCGGAUAAAAAGCCCCAUAAGAAACAGCAAGUUGGAGAAAAUCACACAAUCAAGUGUUGCUCGAUUAAAAACUACAUUAAAUAGUAUCAAUCCAUCGAUACCAUUCGCAAGCACACUUUGUACCCAAAGUAUACCUGUGCCAGCGUCGUCACUAUUGGGUCAUAUGGCACGUGUAAAAAGAAACGCUGUUUCUGCGAUAGGACUCGCAGAGGAACACGUGGAAGAAGUGGAAGGACUACCUUUAGCCUUGCCAUUGGACACAAAAGAAAUGGUGGAUAUUUUGAUAAGUGUUGCGCCAGUUCACCAUGCCUCAUUAGAUACACUUACCAUGGAGCAAGCUGCCAAAAUAGAAAAAGAUACGAGGCAACAGAACCGGAAUGAUCUUUGGAAAACUCUCAGAAAAUUUCGUUUUACAGCUUCUAAAUUUGGUUAUGUAUGUAAAAGAAAAUUAUUCAAUAGUGAAUUUAUUAAACAAUUUGUGUGCCCUCCUGAUAUAAGCCAUAUCAAAGCUGUGGCUCAUGGAGUGAAAAGUGAAAAAUUAGCAAUAAAUGCAUUUUUGAAAGUACAUACACUCACUACAAAUGUGGUUUGA
Ceutorhynchus assimilis (cabbage seed weevil) is the source of this 2562-nucleotide messenger RNA. The record is from the annotation of a GenBank genome assembly. NCBI's taxonomy places the organism in Eukaryota, Metazoa, Arthropoda, Insecta, Coleoptera, Curculionidae.